Molecule: messenger RNA, 1066 nt
Organism: Schizosaccharomyces cryophilus OY26
Lineage: Eukaryota; Fungi; Ascomycota; Schizosaccharomycetes; Schizosaccharomycetales; Schizosaccharomycetaceae
Product: GRIP domain-containing protein
Exons: 1
Coding region: 112-891 (259 amino acids)
Source: RefSeq, a predicted model, not a curated record
CAAUUUUUAACAAAAAAGAGAGAAAGUAAGGCUUUAAAUUCGUGAAUAUUUGAGGCUUUUGCUGGACACAUUUCUGGAAGUGAAACUUCCUGGUCUCUACUAUAUGCUACGAUGGCUACGUCCUUAGCAGUUAAGGAUGAUUUAGAGCCGCAAAACCAAGAAAAUGGCUUAAAAGAAAACUCUACAGUCUCGCCUGCACCUUCGGUCAGCUCUUCAUCGAAGAAGAAGAAAAAAAACAAGAAGAAGAAGAAAACAGUGACUACCGAAGCCAACGGUGAACACCAAGAAAAUAAAGUCUUAGAAGAUGAAAAAGAUUCUUUAAUUUCAGAAUUACAGUUAAAGAACAAGGACUUCUCUGAGGAAAUUGAAGCUCUAAGGAAAACGCUUGCAGAAACGAAAUUAAAUAAUGUAGAUGCUGAUGAAUCGAAAGGUCUCUUGUCAAAAGAAAUGGAGAGUUUGAGAAAAGAAAUUAAAUACUUGAAAGAAACUAAUGAUGCUAAAUCGGAGGAAACUUCUAGGAUUCAAGAAGAGAACCAAAACUUACAGGAGAUGUUACGAAAUGUAGGAAAUGAAUUAGUCGAUUCUCGUGACGAAGUUAAAGAAUUAAUACAAAAAAUACAAGUUUUGGAUAGAAAGGAUGAGACUCUUGUACAACUUUCGGAAGUUAAAAGCAAUGAGAUUACACCGAAAGUACUUUUGAGUGCAGGUGAAUCAAAAGCAGAACACUUAAAUGGUCUCUCGAAAGAGGUUAUUGACAAGGAAUAUGCAAGGAAUGUUUUGAUUCAAUUUUUAGAGAAUCAAGAACACCGUGACCAGAUACUUCCUAUCUUAGCAAUUGCUUUGGAUUUAGAUGAUAUUCAUCAGCAGAUUCUUUUGAAAAGUGUCAAUUAAUGAUGCUGAAUUGGAUCCAUAGUAAUUCUAUCUUUACUUCGCUGCUUUGGUUUUUCCUUAGAUUAAUUUCAUUCAUAAUAUUUCCUUCUAAACUGAGUUUUGAUCAGGUUAGAAAUUAUAUAUAUUAAUUCACUAUACAUCAUACAAAAACUUAACAAAAAAAGCAAGAUUAUGG